UUAUCACUGUAUAACGAAUUGUGCUUGUUGCACUGCUCAGUCUGAUCACAGAUACAGGUGCUGAUGGACAAAGAUCGUGUUGUUCCAAAGCCUCGGAGCUGGACUCCCUCUGUGUGUGCAGUAGUAACGGGCAUCCUGAUAUUAAUAAUGGUAUAUCUACUAAAUUCUGAGCUACUGAGAAAAACAUCAGGAACAAUCACACUUGCAAUGGCUCUGGGACCAAUACUGUACAGCUUUUGUUUGCUUGUUGAAGAAUGGAAAUUUCAUUCAAAACAGAGGUAUGGUCAAAGUAUCCAGCGGAUGCUUCAAGCCUGUUUCAGCAAAGCCACUUUAUUGGGAUUUGGCGUGGUGGUUUUGGUGCUGCUGGUGAACGGUGCUGAGUACACACAUGAGAAGACUGUCUUAACGAUGCUAACCUGUGCUUUCUACCUGCUGUUCAAGUCCUUUGGAGUUCUGGGUCCUACACCAGUGGAGGUAUUGGAGACCUGUGAAAGCAAACAGCUGAACGUCGCACAUGGUCUAGCCUGGAGCUUCUACCUGGGCUAUCUGAAACUUGUUCUACCAGAGUUGGAGAAUCAGGUGAAGAAGCAUUACAAUGUGAACGGAGAGAUGCUUAGUUCCUACCGACUUCACAUUCUACUGCCUCUGAAUGCAGCAGUCAGGUCCAAACUGGAGGAAGAGGACAAAAACGUAUGUUUCCUUGAUAACCUACCGGAGCUGAUGAUUGACCGGGCGGGAGUAAGGAAAAGAGUUUACAAACACAGCAUCUACAAGAUUAUAGAUCCCAACAAAGAGCCUUAUUACUGUAUAGCGGAGUUUGCUACUCCUCUGGUCACCCUCUAUCAGAUGUCUGAGGACAGCAAUGUAGGGUUUGGAGAAAAGGACAGAAGACAACAGGUUUUGCUUUUCUACAGGACUCUCAGCCAAAUACUGGAAAGUUCUUUGGAGUGCCGCAAUUGCUACCGUCUCAUCCUGCUUGACGAUGAGCAGGCUGAUGACCCUCACUACCUGUCUAAGGAGCUCAUCAAGCAUCUACAGCAGGAGGAUCGUGAGAUACUCAUGGAUCUACCACAAGAACUGGGCCGGCCUGUGUUAGAACAUGGAGUGUUUGAAGCUCCUGUUCAAAACUACCAGCAGGAGGAGCUCUCCAGUACAAGCUACAAUCUGAUGAUCAGCCAGCCCCAGUCUCUGAGGUCUGAACCUGUGGAGAACACGGACUACACUAACUUUCACAACCGACAAAGAUAGGCUUUAGCAUUGUGUUUACCGUUUUCUUAUGCAACAGAAAUACAUGUGUGUGUGGCUGUUUGUUUGUGUGUUUUUUUAAUAAAUAAAUCAUAUUUACAAGUAGGACAA
Messenger RNA from Trichomycterus rosablanca, 1356 nucleotides. It is a transcript of the gene sting1, whose product is annotated as stimulator of interferon response cGAMP interactor 1. Gene Ontology annotation, cellular component: endoplasmic reticulum membrane; autophagosome. Gene Ontology annotation, molecular function: cyclic-di-GMP binding; 2',3'-cyclic GMP-AMP binding. The record is from RefSeq and is a predicted model, not a curated record. The transcript is spliced from 7 exons. Lineage: Eukaryota; Metazoa; Chordata; Actinopteri; Siluriformes; Trichomycteridae. Bases 64 to 1248 code for a protein of 394 amino acids. Gene Ontology annotation, biological process: reticulophagy; positive regulation of type I interferon production; activation of innate immune response.